CGUAAUUGUUAAAAACAUUUUAAGCGUAUGCAAAAGUUACCGAAAAAGAAUGCAUAAUCCUGAAAAUGAUUUAGAAGUAAAUAAUCCAAGAAAAUCAUCACUCUGUUCACGUGUUAGUAAUGUGUUUAAUUAUACGACGAUUUUAAAUACGAUAAUCACAAUUUUAGGAAUUACAAUUUUAAUAAUUGUUGUACUUUUAAGUAAAGACUAUAUUAAAUCAAUUUUAAUACGUAUUGAAAAACAAGAUCCACUAGUAAUCUUUUUAAUAUACAUUGUUUUAUUUAUUAUCGUAUCCUUUCCAGUAGUUAUUGGAUACCUAUUUUUAAUAAUAUCAUGUGGAUAUCUAUUAGGUUUAUUGCAUGGAUUAUUUACAAUAGUAAUUGCAGUUAAUAUCGGUGUAUUUGUUGCCCACAAUGUAAUAAGACUUAUACAUAAAUAUUUUCAUAUACGUUAUAUAGAAAAUAAUGAGGUAGCACGAGCUAUUUUAAAAAUUUUAUCAGGACCGCAAGCGUUCAAAGUGGUUUUGUGUACAAGACUUACGCCAAUACCAUUUGGUUUACAAAAUACAAUUUUUGCGCUUAGUUCUGUGUCAUGGAAACGUUACCAUAUCGCAACUGCUUUAGGGUUACUACCAGCGCAAUUAAUCAACGUAUAUUUAGGUUCAACUUUAAGGUCCAUGCACGACGUAAUCGACAAUCAUGCAAUUUCACCAUUGGGCUACACGAUUUUUGCUGCUCAAAUAAUUAUUGGUAUAUCAGUAAUGAUGUGGGUUUUGUGUAAAGCAAGAUUAGAACUAACGCGUGCAUUAGAAGAUGUGGAAAAUGGACAUAACAACACAUUAGCCACAUCGGAUUCUUCAGAUCUUGGUAGCCAUAGUUAUAUAUUGGCGUGAUUCUUUUUUAAAAUCUCAAUAAACUGGGUGAGUUUUGUGUCGAAAUGUAAUAACCAAAAUAAUUAUUUGUAUAUAUUAUAGUUUAUACUAAUAAGUGUAAAAAAAUACGUGAUCAAAGGA
Messenger RNA from Chrysoperla carnea, 1012 nucleotides. RefSeq names its product transmembrane protein 64. Lineage: Eukaryota; Metazoa; Arthropoda; Insecta; Neuroptera; Chrysopidae. The record is from RefSeq and is a predicted model, not a curated record. The transcript is spliced from 3 exons. The coding region runs from base 50 to 892 and encodes 280 amino acids.